This is a messenger RNA of Menidia menidia (Atlantic silverside), 420 nucleotides long. The record is from the annotation of a GenBank genome assembly. Lineage: Eukaryota; Metazoa; Chordata; Actinopteri; Atheriniformes; Atherinopsidae.
AUGCUGGGCAGGAUCUUCUUUGCGUGCCUCCUCCUCCUCCUGGGCCUGUGCGGCUCCGGCUCCUCUCUGAGCUGCAGGUGGAUGGACCAUAAAUUCAGACAGUACAGUGAACAGUCGCUGGACCUGAUAGAAAUGAUGGUGAGUGUACUGAUCUGUGCUCUGAACGGCUGGUUAACUCCUACUUUGACGCUUGUUAACAAUCAGCCCGUGCUGUGUGUGAUGCAGGGAAACAACUCCACCAACAGCACUGAGGAUGAGGAGGAGGAGAACAGAGCUGCCUUCCCUCUUCAUCUGUACAGCCAGGCCUCCAAAGCAUCGAAUGGCAUAUGUAUUUCUGGACUGUUUAAACCAACAGGGGGCGCCAUAGUCCACUAUUUUCUUGGCCCAUGGAAAUGUGAGGAGGCCUCGGAAGCAUCAUAA